Messenger RNA from Clarias gariepinus (North African catfish), 1288 nucleotides. RefSeq names its product serine/threonine/tyrosine interacting protein (gene styx). Gene Ontology annotation, cellular component: cytoplasm; nucleoplasm. Bases 172 to 846 code for a protein of 224 amino acids. The record is from RefSeq and is a predicted model, not a curated record. Gene Ontology annotation, biological process: negative regulation of protein binding; negative regulation of SCF-dependent proteasomal ubiquitin-dependent catabolic process; regulation of ERK1 and ERK2 cascade. NCBI's taxonomy places the organism in Eukaryota, Metazoa, Chordata, Actinopteri, Siluriformes, Clariidae. Gene Ontology annotation, molecular function: protein tyrosine/serine/threonine phosphatase activity; F-box domain binding. The transcript has 11 exons.
GUGUGUCACGUGAUCAGAUCCUAAACGCGGAGCAAACAUGGCUGCCACGCGUGCGGAGCUCCGAGGGAAACUCCCGCGGCAGUGCUAGCGUCUGUUUAACGCCGAGGCGAGUUUGUAAAUCAGCUUGGAGCCGAGGUCUGGGUAUCAGACGCCCUUUCAGAGAGCCGCAGCAUGGACGAGGGGAAUAAAAUCCAGUUUCCGACCCUUCCUGUGAGCAAGGAAGAACAACUGGAUUGGUCGUAUCCCAUGAGACGAGAGAUGCAGGAAAUCCUUCCUGGACUCUUCCUGGGGCCGUACUCUGCUGCAAUGAAGAGCAAGCUCUCUAUCCUGGAAAAGCAGGGGAUAACGCACAUAGUGUGUGUUCGACAAGACAUCGAGGCCAACUUUAUCAAACCUAACUUCCCCCUCAAAUUUAGAUACCUCGUUUUAGGCAUCGCGGAUAGCCCUGUUGAGAACAUCAUUAAAUAUUUCCAAAUGACUAAAGAAUUUAUAGACGGCUGUUUAGAGACUGGAGGAAAAGUUCUUGUUCAUGGAAAUGCAGGGAUUUCCAGAAGCGCUGCUCUGGUUAUUGCUUACCUUAUGGAAACGUUCGGAGUGAAGUACAGAGACGCUUUCAGUCACGUCCAAGAGCGGAGAUUCUGCAUCAACCCUAACGUAGGCUUCGUGCAUCAACUACAGGAGUAUGAAGCGAUCUAUCUCGCCAGACUCACCAUCAAGAUGAUGUCGCCCAUCCAGCUGGGUCGAUCUUUCUCUAUUCAAGCAGGAACAACAGGGAGCCGGAAACGAACGCUAGAAGAAGACGACGAUUUUGGGAAUAUGCAAGUUCAGGCAGCGCAGAACGGAUAGAACUGUCCCCUUCAUGCUUAGCUGCAUUGGAUAUAUUUUUUGUUUGUUUUACAUUUUUAUGGGAUUUAAAAUUGUAAAUAUUGUGGAUUUUUUUUUGCUUUUGUACAAAACAAAGAAUAAAAGGGGAGGGAGGGAGGGGCAGCGCUCUUCAGCCAGGGGAACGUCUAAUUUUUUGGGGGGAGGAUUUUUUUGAUCCGUAUGCACUGAUGUUUUUUGCAGUUUUAUAAUAUUUAACACUUUUUUUUUUUUUUUGCAUUUGCAGUGGGACAGUAUUGCAAUAUUGCUCUUUUUGAUACUUGAACUCCUUAUUUUUCGCUAGACGGCGUUCGCUUUAAGGGAAAGGGCACUGAAUAAAGAGAACGCUGCUUCAGUGGGGGAAACAAAUGAUCCAACACUCGAGAGAAUUAACAACUUGCUUAAUAAAGAAGAUGGCUGAAUCGUA